AACCCAGGACAACUUAGCCCAAUCUAAUCCUGAGAGGUAAAUGAGACGAACAUACGCAGGAAAUCAUUUGUUUUAGAGCUAUCAAAACCCUAGAAAGCCUCCAAUGGCGAAGAAGAGAAAGUCCCAAGAACAGCUGCAACCAAAACAAGAGGAGGAAGAAGAAUCUGAAGAGGAAGAUUCUUCCGAAGAAGAAGAAGAAGAAGAAGAAGAAGAAGAAGAAGAUGAUGAUGAUGAUGAUGGUGAAGAAGAAGAUUCAUCUGAAGAAGAGAACUCUUCCGAAGAAGAAGAGGACUCGUCAGAAGAUGCUGACGAAGCUGACAAUGAAGACGAUUCGGAGGCCUCUAAGCGCGAAACGAUCCGCAAACUCCUCCAACCCUUCGGCAAAGACCAGAUCAUCGCCUUACUCAAAGAGGCUGCGGAUUCCAACCCUGCCACCUUGUCCAAGAUCCUCCCCGCGGUGGAAUCCGAUCCCGUCCACCGCAAAAUUUUCGUCCACGGCCUUGGCUGGGACGCCACCAACGAAACCCUAACCUCCGCCUUUAAACAGUAUGGCCAGAUUGAAGAAUGCAAUGUGGUUACAGAUAAGAUCACCGGCCGGUCCAAGGGUUAUGGAUUUGUGCUAUUCAAGACUCGUUCCGGCGCCAGGAAGGCGCUGAAGCAGCCGCAGAAGAAGAUUGGGAACCGAAUGGCCGCCUGCCACCUGGCUGCGGCUGGCCCGAGCGGGAGCAACCCCGCUGCAGGGGCGGAUGUGAAUGAGCGGAGACUGUAUGUAGGCAAUGUGGGGCCGCAGAUCAGUGCGGAGAAGCUCAGGACGUUUUUUGCCAAAUUUGGGGAGAUUGAGGAUGGGCCUUUGGGGUUUGAUAAGGCCACUGGGAAGUUUCGAGGAUUUGCCAUAAUUGUGUUUAAGACUGCAGAGGGGAUGAAGAGGGCAUUGGAGGAACCAAUUAAGACGUUUGAGAGUUGUAAAUUGCAGUGUUCCAGGAAAGUUGCUAAAACGACCCCCGUCCAACAACAGGCGGUUGCAGGUUCCACUGGGGCCACAUUGCCUCCUAGUAAUUAUCAACUGCAGGCAUACCAAAUGGGAUUGAAUCAGGGGUUGAUUGGGCAAAAUGUGAACCCUCAAGGGGUUCUGGUGGGUCAUAAUCAGGCUGUUGGCAUUCUGAACCCAGUGUUAGGUGCAGCUGCGGCACUUAAUCAACCGGGUUUGUCCCAGGGAUUUGCAGGUGGGUUGUCGCAGCCUGUGAACAGGGCUCCUCCUGUGGGGUUGAGCGCAGGGUUUGGUCCACAGCUUGGUAUGAAUAGUAUAAAUCCGGGUGUGCUUGGUGCUUAUGGUUCUCCGGCUGCUUUCCAAGGGUUGGGUGCGUACCAGAGCUCCCAAUUGGGUCAGUCUCCUGCAUCAGCUGCUGCUGCAGGAGCUGGGAGGCCUCACCCUGGUGUUGGAUCAGUAGGGACCUUGCCGUCAUACUUUGGGCGCUAGGUUUUCUAUAAUAAUGUGGUGACAUUAGAAGUUUAGCUUGAGGAGAAAGUGGGACUUUUAGUGGAGCCUGAUUGGGGGCAGCAGUAGGAAAAGGGACAUACGAAGCCCUCCGGAUUGUUUUCAGGCAUCUUGCUUCUUCGGUUCAAAGCUUGAUGAAGAGCUCUUUGGAUUGGUAUUCAAUUCCCUAACUUCCUUCAUUUCCAGGGUAGCAGAGGGCUCCAUAAAUUCUCUCUCAAGUUUGUAGCUUGUUUGGUUUAAAGGGCAAACUAUCUGGAGAAGUUUCAAAAGAAAAGUCUCUGGGGCCAAGAGGCCCUUUCAUUUGAAGAAGCAGGCAGGCAGGCAGCGAAUGAAAUGUUGAUGUUUAUAUUUCAAGAAUCCGAUUGUGUGAGAACAUCCUACGAGUUCAAGAGGUUCCUGGCUGUGUAAUGGAUAUCCAACACGUGGCCCACCAAAAAUUGCAACAAUUCUCCCACUUGGACCCACUUGGACUCAAAUCAUGGAAUAUUAAACAAUCUAGAACCUCAUGCAUG
Vitis vinifera (wine grape) is the source of this 2007-nucleotide messenger RNA. RefSeq names its product UBP1-associated protein 2A. The coding region runs from base 104 to 1477 and encodes 457 amino acids. Gene Ontology annotation, molecular function: RNA binding. The transcript is spliced from 2 exons. Lineage: Eukaryota; Viridiplantae; Streptophyta; Magnoliopsida; Vitales; Vitaceae. The record is from RefSeq and is a predicted model, not a curated record.